AUGAAAUUUUUAGUUUAUCUGUUUAUUAGUCUAUAUUUUAUACAAUUUAAUCAUGGAGAAUUAUUUUAUAAUUGUCGAUUUCUUCAAACAUUUUAUCAAAGACAUUCAAAUAUAUUUCAACUUGAUAAUACACAAACAUCAUUAAUUGUUCAACCAUUAUAUGGAUUAUCUAAUCAAUCAUUUUCAUCACUUUCUAUUGGUAUUAUCUAUCGUCUAGCAGAUACUUAUCUAGUACCUGUACCUCUUCUUUUUCAAUGUUCACAAAGUAAACGUAUUUAUGCACCAAUUGAUUGUGAAUUUACCAUUGUCGAUAUUCGUUCAAAUAUAUCAAUUCGAACAAGUGAAUCAACACGUAUAAAAACUGUAUCACUUAAUUAUCAAGAAUAUAAUUCAUCAAUAUUUAUUCCAAUACGUGGUGCUUAUUUUAAACAAUCAAUUAUAUCUUUAAAAAAUUGUCGUUUAGAUAUAAAAGAAAAUCUUUUUAUAUCAGAAAUAUUUCAUAUUCAUAUUGAAUUUGAACAAAUAAUUAAUUCAUCAUGUCAAAAUAAAUGUAGACAUUCAAAAUUAUAUGAAUGUUCAUCAUUAACAAAUACUUGUCAAUGUCGUUCAUAUCAAAAUAAUUUAGAAAUAUAUGAAAAUAUUUGUAUUGAUACAGAACUUAGUUCAAAUUGUUCUUUAACACCAGAACGUUGUCGUCGUAUAUGUCGAAUUUCUGAUCAAAUUUAUACAGGUAAAAUUGAUUAUAAUUGUCAAUGUCCAUUAGGUAUACAACGUAGAUUUUUAAAUAAUAUGUUUUAUUGUGAAUUAUCUGAAUGUAUAAAUGAAAAAUCAAUUGAAACAUGUCCUAAUGGUUAUAUUUGUCAACAAAAACGAUGUAUACAAACAUCAAUUUUUAUCCGUUUAAAUCAAUCAUUUUUAUCAUUAUCAUUUAUAUUUAUUAGUUUACUUAUUGGUGCUUUAUUAAUUAUAAUUAUACUUAUUAUUGGUUUAAUAAAAAUGCGUUCAAUAAAAUGUAUUAAAUUUGUUCAUCCAUAUAUAUUAUCAAAUAAUACAUCAUCAUCAUCACCAAAUAAAAUCUGUGAACAAUAUACAAAAAUUGAUUUUUUUGAAAGAUGA
This is a messenger RNA of Rotaria sordida, 1116 nucleotides long. The record is from the annotation of a GenBank genome assembly. NCBI's taxonomy places the organism in Eukaryota, Metazoa, Rotifera, Eurotatoria, Philodinida, Philodinidae.